ACAAAGACGGCACCCUAAGCCUCUCCUCUGCCAUAUGGGCAGGAGGACUGGCCCAGGCUACAGGGUAGGGGAGAGGGUCCCUGGGGCCAGCACGCAGCCCCCUGUGGGCGACGGCAGGCGGCCAGAGCCCCUUCCCAACAUGCAGCUUCCCCUCCGCAGCAGGCAGAGAGCAGCCCCUCAGAGGUGGCCAGCAGCCAGGGGGCGGGGGUGGCACAGCUGAGCCUCCGCAGGGGGCGGUCAGGCACGUGAGCAGGUGGACCAGCCUGUGGCCUACCCUAGUAGCCUCCCCUCCUCACACAGCCCAAGGCUUCCAGAGCGUCUGGAGGAGCUCUCCGGGCUUUUGGAGCCCUCAUGCGACACAGCGCCACCAUGACCCUCGUUCAGCAUUCCACUGCUCUGCCCCUCGAGGACCCUGGGCCUGCACUGGUGUUCAGGAGUCCCUGACCCAUGAGCCUGGGUGCCAAGCCAGAGCGGAGACAGACACCCAGACCUUACCUCCCAAGGAGGAGAUGAACAGCCGUGAAUCAGGCCUCCUCCAUCACAUGUCAACGCACACAGUGACAAGCCUGGGACAGAGUUAGGGCUGGGCAGGAAGGCGCCCCAGGAGGCCGGGGGCAGAGUGGACAGCUGCGGGAUGAGGAGGAGGCUCUGACCAGAGUCCGCACCCUAAGCUGUGCCACCCUUACCAGGCUCUGAAGACACCAUGAGGGGGGCUUCCUGUCUCGGGGUCUUGGUCCUACUGCUGCUGGGAGCUGCUGGGACAGCGACGCGGGAGUCUGCAGCCUGCGGGCAUCCCCAGGUGUCGAGCCGGAUCGUAGGAGGCCGGGACGCCCGGGUCGGACAGUGGCCGUGGCAGGCGAGCAUCCAGCACCGCGGGGAGCACGUGUGCGGGGGUUCGCUCAUCGCCCCGCAGUGGGUGCUGACCGCGGCGCACUGCUUCCCCAGGCCGACGCUGCCGUCCGAGUACCGCGUGCUUCUGGGGGCGCUGCGCCUGGUCCCCGCCUCGCCCCGCGCGCUCUCGGAGCCCGUGCGCAGGGUGCUCCUGCCCCCCGACUUCUCCGAGGACGGCGCCCGCGGCGACCUGGCGCUGCUGCAGCUGCGCCGUCCGGUGCCCCUGAGCGCCCGCGUCCAGCCCGUGUGCCUGCCCGAGCCCGGGGCCCGCCCGCCCACCGGCACACCGUGCUGGGUCACCGGCUGGGGCAGCCUGUACCCGGGAGUGCCACUUCCAGACUGGCGACCUCUGCAGGGAGUGAGGGUGCCACUGCUGGACAGGCGCACCUGUGACCAUCUGUACCACGUGGGCACCGACGUGCCCGGCACUGAGCGCAUCGUGCUGCCGGGAAGCCUGUGUGCGGGCUACGUCCAGGGCCGCAAAGACGCCUGUCAGGGUGACUCUGGGGGACCCCUGACCUGCAUGAGAUCUGGGCGCUGGGUUCUGGUGGGCGUGGUGAGCUGGGGCAAGGGCUGUGCCCUGCCCAACCGUCCAGGCGUCUACACCAAUGUGGCCACUUACAGCCCCUGGAUUCAGGCUCGCCUUAGCCUCUAAUGCAGUCACACUGACCUGGAGCCAGAGGCCGGGGUCCCUCUGAGGACCUGCGCAGUACCCCCGCCUUGUACCUCCGACUUGAGGCUCAUGAGUGGUAUCAUCCACCAGUCCAUCGCCGUCUCCUCUGUAGGGCCCACCAAACCCCAGCCACCAGCCCUCCUCCAGGAGCCUCCCGGGGGCGAGGGGGUGUGUGCUGUGUCACAAUCCCUCCCUUCCCCUCCCCUUCCCGCUCAUAUUUACCCUUCUCAGCUCACACCCCUGGGUGCCCAGAGACAGGCAAGUCAGCUGGUGCACCAUCUGGCCUCUGGGCCCCAUUUAUCUGUUUAUCUGGAGGAAGUCGGGGACAGUCAAAGUAUGAGAGGGAAUCAGGCCCAGGAGAUGCUUCUCCAUGGCUGCGGGGGAUCCCCAGUUGACAGCCAGUGGGGAAGCGCCUCCCUGCCACAACCGGAAGGAGCUGAAUGAACCUGGGACCCAGUGCCCUCCCCACUCCCCCCAGGCCUCCAGCUGAGAGCCCAUCAGGCCACCCCACAGGCCAAGCCCUUGAACCCGGUGGAGCCCUCCCAGACUUGUGGCCCCCAGAGCUGUGACUUAAUAAAUGCAGGUGUUGCAGGCUGCUCUGUGAGUGGUGGUCAUUUCCGACGGAGCAAUAGAAAACGAGUAUAGACCUCGCCCCCCUGCAGGGGAGGUGCCCCCGAGGUCUGGGUGGGCCAGCCCUAGGCUCUAAAAGGCUCAGGAGCCUGGGACACCUAGCCCCAUGCCCUCUACCCAAGCAGGGCCGGGAGCCCCCAGACAGGCCUGGCCAGAGCUUCAGCCGUGCUAGUUUCUGUGGUGGGGCCCCUUGCUGGGGAGAGUCUGGGGUUGUGUCCCGGCUGUGGCGAAGGCCCCCACGCCCAGGACCACCCCCUGCCACCUGCAUGGAAACCAGGUGAGGCCCCUUGCAGCUCCCUGCCCGCUCUUGUGUGCCUGGGACCUGGUUCCUGUCCCCUCCCUGCCGUCUGCUCGUUGGCAGGCGGAAGACCGACCAUCCCAGUAGAUACAGCUCAGUGUCUGCAGAAAGAUCAAGAAGCUGAGCAAAACCUGGGAACCCCAAAGCCUAAUCUUUGGGGCUAACAGGGUCAGUGGGGCCAGGAGACCUGGAGGAGGCCAUCAUCAAAGAUGCGGCCCCAGGGGUUGGAGAGGAGCCCAGGCCCCAUGCUCGCCUCCUCCUUUCCCUCCCAGGAGAGAAGGUAGGUGCUCCAGGCCAGGCAGGCAGGUUGGGCCCACAGACUUGGGCCACAAGGGGGCUCCAGACUGCAUUCUCCCCAAGGCCGAGGGCCAUCCGUCCAAGGGAAGCGCUGCUCCACUGUCCUUGGGGGAUGGUUAACAGGGAGCAGGGUGUCCAAAAUGGGGCAUGGCUAUGGGCACGUCCGCAAGGGGACCCCGGUGGCCCCUGCUGGGUGAUGCCGGCCAUCCUCGCUCCCUCCCUCAGCCUGUAGCCAGCUAACGGACCUUCCCCAGGAUGCUGAGAUGGGCACAAGCCAGGGGCUGGGAGCCGGUCUGCCUCAGCCGUGGACCUGCUGCGAUUGGAGGAGUGGGCCGCACUCAGAGGGCCCCAUGUUUCAGAAGGGUAACCCAGGGGCUCAGUGGGAGUGUCCGGAGUUGGAGGGGCGGGAGCUGGGCUGGAGGGGAGGGGUCCGCACAGACGAACACAUCAGCUGCUUCUCAUGAAGCCCCUACCAGACGCCACGCGGAGAGCUCUGCUGCACCGCCACGUGGGAAAUCACCUGAUACCCAUCAACCAGACGAGAAAACUGAGGCCCCAAGUCACGCAAUGGGUAGAUGGUAGGCUGGGAUUGGCCCAGGCAGUCUGACUCUGUAGGCAGCUGGGGAUGGGAGGGCGGAGGUUCCAAUCCCCUUUACUCUCUCUGC
Messenger RNA from Mustela erminea (ermine), 3454 nucleotides. It is a transcript of the gene PRSS33, whose product is annotated as serine protease 33. Gene Ontology annotation, biological process: proteolysis. Lineage: Eukaryota; Metazoa; Chordata; Mammalia; Carnivora; Mustelidae. Gene Ontology annotation, molecular function: serine-type endopeptidase activity. The record is from RefSeq and is a predicted model, not a curated record. The transcript is spliced from 9 exons. Bases 704 to 1546 code for a protein of 280 amino acids.